Magnolia sinica is the source of this 738-nucleotide messenger RNA. RefSeq lists its product as uncharacterized. Lineage: Eukaryota; Viridiplantae; Streptophyta; Magnoliopsida; Magnoliales; Magnoliaceae. The transcript has 3 exons. Bases 1 to 606 code for a protein of 201 amino acids. The record is from RefSeq and is a predicted model, not a curated record.
AUGUGUACUGGGCUGUCCAAAGCCAAUGACAGGUCUCCAACUCUCUACACUUUUCUCCAAUCAAAUGGCGUCCAUAACAUCCUUAGGUGUGUAUGUCAAUUAUCUGUUGAGGUACUUGUGGAAUACAGCUCCCAUUCUCCUCUUUCCCUCUCUCUCUCUCUCUCUCUCUCCCGAUCUUCUCCCUUUGCCUUCCUCGAUCUCUCUCCCUCGUACUCUCUUGAUCGCUCUCCCUUCCUCUCGCUCCCUCUCUCGAUCUCCCUGAUUUCCCUCCCUCUCUAUCGGCGUCUCCCAGUUCGUUCUCUUCGAAGCAGUCAUUUGAUCGAUCUCCCUCCAAUAGCCAACGGGAAUAGAAGAAAUCAGAGCACGAAGUCAGAGGAAACCACACCACUGGCCGGUUCGUCAGCCGGUGUCAUAGUCUCUAUGGUGAAUGCUUCUGGAAACAGCAUGCAAGAUGGCCUAAAAUUUACCAAAAAUUUGGCUAAAGAUUGCCGGCUCAAUGGCACUGCAUUCCGCCUUGGGGUUAAGUAUAAUGGGUUAAGUAUAAUACAACACGUAAUCACUACCUUUAUUAAAUCUAGGCCCCUGCUUGUAUUGACAUAUUGUUGAUGGAGGCUUACUAGGAUUUCUAUGUUAAUGAUAGUGUACUUCUCAUGAUUCCUGACAUCUUUCAUGGUAGGAUAUGCAGGCAUACUGAAAAUUCCUUGUUCCUGAUCCAAUUUAUGAGUGGUAUGUAGGACA